Molecule: messenger RNA, 2517 nt
Organism: Cynoglossus semilaevis (tongue sole)
Lineage: Eukaryota; Metazoa; Chordata; Actinopteri; Pleuronectiformes; Cynoglossidae
Gene: traf5
Product: Tnf receptor-associated factor 5
Exons: 11
Coding region: 806-2422 (538 amino acids)
Biological process (GO): regulation of apoptotic process; signal transduction; regulation of canonical NF-kappaB signal transduction
Cellular component (GO): cytoplasmic side of plasma membrane; plasma membrane signaling receptor complex
Molecular function (GO): thioesterase binding; zinc ion binding; tumor necrosis factor receptor binding
Source: RefSeq, a predicted model, not a curated record
UACAAAACAAUGUAAAUUUAAAGUCAUGCAUGUGUGCCACUGGAUUUAAUUAAAAAACCAAUAUGUCUACACUGUUAAAGCUGUAUCUUAAGGUGGUGUUAAGUAGAGUUUCACUAGAUGGAACAACAGAGAGAACUGAAGCCGCAGCAGCAGCAGUUUGUCGAGUCACUUCCUGAACCGAUGGUUUCCUCUGCGACCGCCUGCAGCUGCAGCUGCUGCUGCUGCUGCUGGUGCCUCUGCUGUGUGUUGUAGAAAAUCGGUACUAAUCAACAUAAAUGAUGCGGAGAAGCUGAGAAGCUGAGUCUAGGAUUUUCAGAGGUGAGAAGAUCCUACAGUUACUUUACUGUGAUCAGAUCUGUGACCGGUGCCUGUCUGUCAAACUGAAAGUAAGACGCUGAAGGUCAUUCAGGUCAAAUCUUAUCAGUCCAGAAGUGUGUGAACUGUGAGAAUGGCACUGAUAUUUGUGGUCACUGCUAUCGUGAUUAUCGUGUAUGUGUGUUCGGGGGAUUGGGCGCGGGGGUGCUGUGGGGUUACAUGUAGAGAUAACUGAAACAAGCCUUUUUAAACAAGUUAAAGUUAACUGACAGCAAAGUCUGAAAACACAGGAGUUGCUGGUCCAACGCUGCCUUGUGUGUUUGGUCACGUUAUAUGAGAAUUACUGACAAGUAAAACAUGAACUGAGAUUCAGACUCUGCAUCAUUUAAGUCAGUGGCCUGUGGUACAGUUGUCACCUCCACCAUUCUUAUCAGCCUGCUGCAGAGUUACGACGCAUAGAAUAAAGCUGGCGGAACCGGAGGAGUCCAGUAUGAGGUCAGAGGAGUCCAGGACGAGGUCAGAGGAGUCCAGCAUGUCUCCUGAUCUCACACAGUCCUGGGAGUCAGAGCUGACCUCCAUCCAACACUCACUGAAGUUCGUGUUGAAGCUGAAGGAGGAGUUUGUUUGUCCGGUCUGCAGAGGAGUCGUCCUCAAUGCCCAGCAGAACUCUUGUGGACACAUCUACUGCUUCCACUGUCUUCAAGGACUAGUGGACAGCUCGUCUUCAUCCAUACCAGUGUGUCCAGUCGACGGCCAGUUGAUCUCUCGAGCCGAGGUUUUCCAAGACAACUGCUGCAAACGCGAAAUUGCCAGUUUGGAGGUUUUCUGCACCAACUCUCCAGCAUGCACCGCCGUCACUACGUUACACGGACUACAGGAACACUUGAGUCAAUGUCAGUAUGAGCAGCAGCAGUGCACCAGUGCAGGCUGCACGGUGCGCGUGGACUCGUUCUCACACCGUGGACAACCGCAGCAUUCCAGGGUCCUGCAGGAUCAUGUGCACAGCUCUUGUCCAGAUGUGGAGGUGGAGUGUCGCGAUAACUGCUCCCAAAGGAUUCCCAGACACAAGCUGACGGAUCAUAAAGAGUCUUGUCCUGAGGUCCACGUAGACUGUUUCUACAAGACGUUUGGCUGCUCCUUACAGGGUAAACGAUGCAACAUGAAGCUGCAUGAAGAAACGGCUGUCCAUCAUCACAUGAUGCUGGUCCUAAAGAGCAGCAUGGACCUGGAAGAACAGGUCGAGGAUCUCCAGAGGGAGGCGCUCCUGAAGCAGUAUGAGGUUCAGAAUGACAGUUUACUCCUCAAUGGCCUGGAGGAAACAAUGCAACCAAGCAGCUGCCAAAAGAACAGCCUCUUUACAACUCAGAGGACACUGAGCAGGCAGGACGACAUCUUGUCCACUAUCAACCUGGACGUCCAGCAGGUGUCUCGAGGACUUCCUGACGUGAUGGAGCUGGAGCAGCUAAAACAGUCUGUAAACAGUGUGAUGCAGGAAGUGUCGACAGCAGAAGCCAUCAAAGAACAUUUGGGAAAUGUUGAGAAGAAUCUCAAACGUCAGCUAGGGCUUCUAGAUCUCCACGCCACUCAGUUAUAUCUUAACCAGCAACGGCUGCAAGAGCUCGAGGCACUGUCUUAUGACGGCAGGUUGAUCUGGAAGAUCCAGAACUUCAGGAAGAGGAGGAACACAGAAGACCUGUCGUGUCUGAGCAGUGUGCCUUUCCACGUUGGCCGCUGUGGCUACAAAAUGGCCAUCAAAGUCUACCUGAAUGGAGAUGGUGAGGGCAGAGGAACUCACCUGUCACUUUAUGUGGUCCUGAUGCCUGGAGACUUUGACGAGCUGUUGCUGUGGCCUUUUAGACAAACCGUGUCCCUGUCCAUCCUCGAUCAAAGCGGUGCCAGAAACCACCACAGCCUCAGCUUCAGGCCAGAUCCUGCAUCCAGAAGCUUCUUCCGACCCGACCCCAAGUCUGUCGGUAACCUAGCAGUUGGGUUUUCCUGCUUUUGUCCCCUUAAUCAGCUGGAAGCAGGAAAGAACGCCAUCUAUGUCAGAGACGACACACUGUUUGUCAAGGCCAAAGUGGACAUGUCGGGUUUAGAGCACCUCUAAGAUUUUAUUCUGUUGACAUUAAUAAUAAAGUUGAAAUGCUAAUGUUUAAAUAUGUUACAGCAGAUAGAUUAAAUAUAUUAAAAGUAGUUAGUAAC